UCACGCCUCGCUCAUGGAGGAUAUGUGACACCGGCGUUAUAUGCGGCGUAAUUGUUACAAAUAUUUUUGACCGUUCUAUACUUUUAAUGUGAAAAACGCUCCUCGUGUGACUUUGACGGUGUCACAUGGUGUCUGUGUUCACGUCUCUGCUGCUGUCGGGAACGCGCGCUGUUCUCUCAUGAGCACGUCAUAGACUGCACUGACUUUGCGAUGUAGCGAAUAAUUCCUCGUUUAAUGGUUAAUUUAUCCUUAUGUUUGCGUGAACAUAGCUGUGAAACUACAGAAUGGGAAAACCCAAACAGACUAGCAGCAUGAAUGAGCCCGAGGGACUGCGGUUCAGGAGGCUCAACAGACCUCAGGUCAUCACAGACGAAACCCAUGAACCCCAGCACAAAAGCACAAGCACUUACAGUGGGAAGGUGUUUCUUGUGACAUUACUCGCAUUGGUGGCAUUCCUGCUCUUCCCACUGCUGGUGGUCAUUUUCCUCCUCGAGUCUCCCAUUCAACCAGACGCGUUCAGUCUCAAUGAACCACCUCUUAUGACCGGCUGUUAUGAGCCCAACUUAAAACUGAGACAGGCAGAGCGACUGUUUGAGGAGCAGGUUUUUGGCCCAGAAUCCAUUGCUAACAUUGGAGAGGCUUUGUACACUGGGACUGCUGAUGGAAAGAUUGUGAAAAUCGAGGGAAGGAACAUUCAUGUGCUAACAACACUUGGCAAGCCACCAUGUGGUUCUCGUGAACAGGAACACAUCUGCGGACGUCCGCUGGGAAUUCGUGUGGGACCCAAUGGAACCUUGUUUGUGGCUGAUGCCUAUUUGGGUCUGUUUGAGGUCAAUCCUGUCACAGGUGAUGUAAAAUCUCUGGUGAGCACUGGGAAGCUGAUCGGAGGUCGACCUCUGGCCUUUGUAAAUGAUCUGGAUGUAACUCAGGAUGGAAAGAAGGUGUACUUCACUGAUUCAAGCAGCAGGUGGCAGCGCAGAGACUUCAUGCACCUGAUCAUGGAAGCCACCGCAGAUGGACGUGUGCUCGAGUAUGAUACAGAGACCAAGGAAGUUACUGUGAUGAUGGAGAACUUGCGAUUCCCUAAUGGCAUCCAACUCUUCCCUGAUGAGGAGUCAGUUCUAGUGGCUGAAACGACUAUGGCAAAAAUAAGGAGAGUCCAUGUAUCUGGUCUCAAUAAAGGAGGCAUGGAUACAUUCAUAGACAACCUCCCAGGAUUUCCUUAUAACAUCCGACACAGUUCUUCAGGUGGCUACUGGGUGGUCAUGUCUACUGUGCGACCCAACCCUGGUUUCUCCAUGCUGGACUUUUUGUCUCAAAGACCCUGGAUUAAGAAGCUCAUAUUUAAGCUCUUCAGUCAAGAUACUCUACUGAAAUUUGUUCCAUGCUACAGUCUGGUAGUGGAACUGCAGGAAGGCGGAACAUGCUUGCGUAGCUUCCACGACCCACACGGCAUGGUGGCUGCUUACAUCAGCGAGGCACACGAUUACGACGGCUACCUGUAUUUAGGCUCCUUCCGCUCCCCUUAUUUGUGCAAGCUGGAUCUGAGCAAAGUGUGAAACAUGCCUACUGCCCUGGCGAACACAUCAAAAGUCAAAUCGAUUGCUCUACUUGAGUCAUUUCACCCUGGCUUCCAAACAAACAGAUUUUGAACCAAUUAACCCAUGGCAACACAUCAACAGAAGCACUUAUUAAAUACUUCCAUAUUAGUCAUCAAAUUAACUAAGUUCCUUCAUUUGAUGCCCGUUGUUUUAAUUUAGCUCUGAAAAAUGCUUGAAUUUGUGUUCCAUAAACCCAUUUGAGUGUCUGUGUUUGAUUCUUUUUUAGAGGUGUGUGGUAUUGUAAGCUCUCUUUUUUUUGAAAGAUGUGCCAUGACUAUUUUUGUUUCCCUCCCUUAUGAGAGAAAGUAUGCAGUGUCUUUACUUUGAUUUUUUGUUUUAUUUGCACCAAGCUGUCAUCUGCCCCUUAAAAUAGAGCUGCCAACUGUUUUUCUUAAAGUCACUGUGAUACAGAAAACUAAAGUAAAUGACUAAUAGUAAUUUCUGUGGGUUUCAGCUUAGAAGUGUAGUUUGGGGAACUAAAAGGAUGUUAUAUUCUAAAAUGAAACUCCUGCAACAAUACAUAUAGCUAUUAUUAUUUAUGGUUAUCAGAAUGAAAACGUGAGAAGGUUGUGGCUUAUUUUUUAGUAAUUGAAAGUAUUCAUUCCGUUAUGUUUCAUCAUUAUUUGUAUAUGUUGCUAAAUGAAAGAUCCUGCUUGCUUUGUAGUAUUUAGCAUACAUUUACUCGAGUUUCUGUGCUUUUUCCAUUAAUAUCAUAUAUGAUAUAUAAAUCAUUUUCAGCAGUAAUGUCUAUUUAAGUGUUUCUCUGCAGGUGGGUCUGUUCUGAUAGGUUGGAGAACAACAGGAAAUAACAAUGCUCAGUGCAAAUAAUGAAAACAUAAUAGCAUUUAAUUGUGCAGAGUUAGGAUAACAAAUGUAAAUGAGUGCGGCAAGAUGGAUCAGUUGUUAGCUUCUCACACCAAGAACCUUCUGGGAUUACUGGGCCUUUCUGUCUCGUUCUUUUGCAUGUUCUCCCCAGUUUGUGUGGCUUUCCUCCAGGUAUAUCUUUUGUUGUUGACAUCAAAGUUUGAACAUCCAAUCAAAUUCUACUGUAUUUUGGCACAGAUUAAUCUGUCACUUGGUAAUAUGGCUAAUACUAAGACAGUAUUUGGCCCAGUGUCUGCUCCAUGUGUUGGGCUGAUCAAUUGAACUUUUGCUGUACAUUUUCCAAUUCAGUCUGACAAAAAAAUGGUACCAUCGAAAUCCUCAUGAACCAAGGAACCGAUAGACAACAAUCUCACGAUUUUAGGCAAAACUUAAAAGUUUUUAAGAUUUCUUGGCCUGUAGGUGGCACUGUUACAAAACUUGGCAUGUACCCUCAGAUCAUGGUGCUAAUUAAGUUUAUCAAGUUUAAUUUUAAUUUGAUGAAGCGUUGCUGAGAUACAACCUCACAUAGUGUUUUAUCAACAUCAUUAACUUUGCUCUCUGCACACUGAAAUUCUAAUUUCUGUAUCAUAAUUUCUUUACAACAUGAUCUAAAGAUCAUCUGUGCAGUGUUUUUGUGUGCAUCUGACCAAGUUUCUUGGAGUAGUAAAAAAAGGAUAAAUGUAACAAUCCAACAUUGUAAUUGUUGGGUUAUUAAUGUAAGGAGUC
Molecule: messenger RNA, 3191 nt
Organism: Xyrauchen texanus (razorback sucker)
Lineage: Eukaryota; Metazoa; Chordata; Actinopteri; Cypriniformes; Catostomidae
Product: adipocyte plasma membrane-associated protein-like
Exons: 9
Coding region: 285-1559 (424 amino acids)
Biological process (GO): biosynthetic process
Molecular function (GO): strictosidine synthase activity
Source: RefSeq, a predicted model, not a curated record